AACAGAGAGGAAGAGAGAGAACAAAGUUUUUCUAGGGUUCCGCAUUUCUCUUGUAUUGUAAUAAAGCUGAAGUACUGAUAUCCUCAGCUAUUGUCUUCCUCAGUUGAUGGACUUCGAUGUCUCUUUUGCUGUAAAUAAUACUUCUCUCUUUCCGAGCAAGCAUGGGUUCUGAGGAACAAAGAAUAGGGACAGUAGCAGCUGGCAGACCAUAAAGGUGAUGAUCAUCGACUUUCCGAUCCAUCAAGCUAUCCCCAGAAGGCUCUAAUCCCCAAUUAUUUUCUUCACUCUUAAUUAAUCCACAAAUCCCUUUCAUUUUUCUCUGUCUCUACUCCAUUAGAGCACUUGGAGAAUCUAUGGAGGGGAUGAGCGGCGAGUCUGAGUGCUCGAAGACAAGUCCCUCCGAUGACCGAAAUGAGGAAGGAAGUGAGAGUGGAGAGAACCACGAUGGCGAAAUCAGUAAGCCCAAAAACAAUGGAGGAAGCUCAAGCAACAGCACGGUAGAAGAAAGUGAUCAGAAAAAGGGAUCGGUGCGACCCUAUGUUAGAUCCAAGAUGCCAAGGCUCAGGUGGACACCGGAUCUCCAUCUUCGCUUUGUUCACGCGGUGGAGAGGCUCGGAGGACAAGAUAGAGCUACACCAAAGAUGGUUCUUCAGCUUAUGAACAUCAAGGGGCUAAGUAUUGCACAUGUCAAGAGCCAUUUACAGAUGUAUAGAAGCAAGAAGAUCGACGAUGCAGGCCAAGUGAUAGCAGAUCAAGGACAUCAUCUUGCUGAAUGUGGAGAUAAAAAUAUAUACAACCUCAGCCAACUUCCCAUGCUUCAAGGAUACAACCGAAGCCACAUGAGUACCAGCUUCAGAUAUGGAUACGGUGAUGCCAAUUCUUGGAGUAAUAGUGCUUAUGAGAACUUGAGGCAUCCAAGAAUAUUUCAAGGCACAAUGACGGAGAAGCUCUUUGGUAGCAGUACUACAACUAGCAACUGGAAUAGUACUGCUUACAGCAAUUUCCGGACAAGCUCCGAACAAGUACCAACUUGGAUAACUCAUACACUCAAAGACGAAUGCAAUCAAUUGUAUAACAUUCGUCGACAGUCCUUGCAAGCACAUCAAACUAGGCAGAGUCUCAUUGAUCAUCUUAAUCCCACAACCCAUGUGCAACCCAAAGAGAAGGAUCACUUUACAAGUUUGAGCAGCACACCAACCAAUCUACAAGAGUUGAAGACGUUGAAAAGGAAGGCUUCGGAUUGCGAUCUUGAUUUAGAUCUGUCUCUCAGGCUAACAACGAAGAAGAAUGACGAGAGUCCGAGAAGUACUACUAUGAGGGACGAUGAAGUUGAUUGCACUAGUCUUUCUCUGUCAUUGUACUCACCGGCAUCGGCAAAAAUCAGAAGGGUGGAGGAAUAAAAUCAAUGAAGAAGAUAUAAGGAGCUUAAAUAUAUAUGCAGAGAGGCAGUUAACUGAGCAAGUACUCUGGAUCUGACUAUAUGAAUGGGACAGUAUUCUAAGUGAGAUAUUGAGGUACUUGCUCAAAAUUACAAUAUUAUGCCUUGUUAUUGCGAUUAAUUGUCCUAUAAAUGAACUAGUACUGUCAUAUAUACAAACUUCCUUCUUUCUUGUUCUUCUAUAUUGAAUGGCUGUGCCUUCUUUAGCAUGUUGUGCUGCCAUAUAUUGAACAAGAAUCAGUUGGAAUUUGGCAAAAAAUUUCUUACUAUUUAAUAUCCCAUGAUUGACAUA
Rosa chinensis is the source of this 1730-nucleotide messenger RNA. RefSeq names its product putative two-component response regulator ARR21. Gene Ontology annotation, molecular function: DNA binding; DNA-binding transcription factor activity. The transcript is spliced from 5 exons. The coding region runs from base 354 to 1400 and encodes 348 amino acids. Lineage: Eukaryota; Viridiplantae; Streptophyta; Magnoliopsida; Rosales; Rosaceae. The record is from RefSeq and is a predicted model, not a curated record.